Messenger RNA from Setaria italica (foxtail millet), 2988 nucleotides. RefSeq lists its product as uncharacterized. NCBI's taxonomy places the organism in Eukaryota, Viridiplantae, Streptophyta, Magnoliopsida, Poales, Poaceae. Gene Ontology annotation, cellular component: nucleus. The record is from RefSeq and is a predicted model, not a curated record. Gene Ontology annotation, biological process: mitotic DNA replication checkpoint signaling; regulation of DNA-templated DNA replication initiation; DNA replication. The transcript has 4 exons. The coding region runs from base 1 to 2841 and encodes 946 amino acids. Gene Ontology annotation, molecular function: chromatin binding.
AUGACGGCCGUAGCCGGCGAGCCCCGCCGCGUGGUACUCCUCCUCGAUCUCGACCCCCUCCUCCCCUCCCCAGGCUCCUCUAGCGCCUCCGCCCCCGCCUCCGCCCCAGCCGCUUCCUCCCCGUCCCCGGCCUCCCUCUCCGCCGGGCGCCUCUUCUUCUCCUCGCUCUCCCCCAUCCUCUCCUCCUCCCUACUCCCCAGGGCCCUCCCCGCCGCCCCCACCCCGCUCUCCUUCGACCUCCACCCGGCCACCCUCGCCACCCUCGCCCCGCUCCGCCGCCUGGCCCUCCGGGGCCCCACGCACCCGCGCGUCCCCGCCUCCUCGUCCAUCGCCAAGUCGCUCCUCCAGCUCGAGCACGACUACUCCUGGGACCCCGAUCCCCAACGCGCCCGACGACGCGGCUUCGAUCCGCCGCCCAAUUUGGUGGUCCUCUUCACGGCCGCCGCCGAAUUCGACGAAUUCGGGGCCGACGGUAGCUUCAUCGACAAAUUCCGCAAGGUUUUCGGUCCUGCGAGGGAUCGCCUUUCUGCAAAUGGCCUGCAAGUGUGCUGGGUCGCCGUCGCUUCCGCCAGUGAGGGGAUCCGGAGGGCGGUCACUGAGUUGGGGUGGUGGUUCACUACCGCCGAUGCGGUCGCGUUGGGGUCGGCGGUCGCACCGCCGACGCUCGUGUGGGGAGGUGUUGCACGUUGCGUUGGGGAAGGUGGACAGCGAGGGGAGGUGGUAUUGGAGAUCGCCGAUGUGGAAGGGAAGCCGCUGCUCUGCAAGAGCUGUGAGGUCGAGGUCGUUGGCUCCCCACGGUGGCAGGGCAGCGGCAAUAACGUGUCCAAGAUACUUGUCAAGUCAGUGUGUGAGGUGGGGAAUUGGGAGCAGUUAGUGGGUGGGGAUGGUGAUGCUGCUAUGGUGCGUGGGUGCCAACGAGAGGGGGGCAAGGGUGAUGGCGAAGAAGCUGUAGUCAAGGAGUAUUUUCCGCAUCAGAUUCUUGAAUUGGUCCUUGGUGAUGAGAAGGAUCGAUUAGGGGGUGCCAAGCCAAUUUGGCAGCUAAUUCUGGUGUUCCUUAGUAGAAGGAACUAUUGUGCAGCUGUCUCGGUUUCUGAUGGAUAUGGGAGCUCUGUGGAUGGUGUUCUCGUGCCUUUCUCUAUGAACUGUGCAUUACUUUGCUUCAAUAAGAAUGGCAGUAGUUUAGGCCAGGUUGCUGCAAAAGGCCUUGAAACACCAGAUAGUUGCGUAUCUGAUGCAGCAAAGGUGCAGAGUGCAAGGAGGAAGAGAAGCAGGCUGGUUAAUAAGCUAUGUGAGGCGACCACCUGGAACACCUUCUGUGAUGUGCUCCUGAAACAUGCUGAUGGCAGCAUGCCCGUGGUGGACUUUGAAGAAUUGUAUUUCAGCAGGUAUGGCGCCACAUCGAAAAAAUUGCGGUUUUUGAAAUGUUGGAUGAAGCAAGUGAAACAGUCAUAUCUUAAUACUCUACCGAGCCUACAUACAGAAAGAGAGAAGUGUCUUCCCUCAAAGGAUGAAUCAGAAGCUAGACUUCUGGUUUCAGAAGAAGAUGCUUCAGCUGGCCGUGUUAAUUUCUCAGUGGAUGAUGCAGAUAGCAACAAAGUGGAGACACCAUUGAAUGAGGCAGAUUGCAAUAAAGUGGACAUACCAGUGGAUGAGGCAGAUUGCAGUGGAGUGGACAGACCAGUGGGUGAAGAGAGCUCGAUGUUCUCUUCUAUGGAAGAUUUGGAGGCAUUUCUUGAGAGUGUCCCUCAUAAGAUUGAGCAAGCUCUUUGUUCUGAAGAUGCUGAUCUGGGGAAUUUAGCUGAACGCUUGGUUGGCUUGUCUGCCCACGCGCUGUUGGUUAAGCAUGGAAAGAUUGCAGUGUGGUACUCUGAACACAAGGAAGAAGAAGAUGCUUCUGGUGCAAAAAUUGCCUGUGAACUUUCCAAUAUUCUGUUGAGGAAACCCAAAGAACUAGUAUCGAAGUACAGAGGAAGCAAUUCGGCCUCUGUUGCAUCAGAGCAAACCGCAAAAUAUAGUACAUGUUAUAAAAUUCGGGAACAUGAGCUGCAGAUUUUGCUUAGAAUGGAAAUAAUUAAAUCUGAACUAGGAUCUGCUAUAGAGGAAAGUUCAAAACAGAAGAUGAUAAAAGAGAUCUGCUCGCUUUUGCAAUUUAUUGAUAUCAAUCUCCAAGGGGAUUCAUUUCAGUCUGACAGUAUUCUUGAGUAUGCUGAAAAGACCAUAAAGUCCAGGUACAUCAGCUCCAUGGAGGAUGUGAUCAAGAAGAUCUACACGCAGAUGGAGUUUGAUUUAUUCGACGACGACGACGAAAUCGACUGUUCAGAUUCCGUACCCAGCAGCAGCAACCAGGAAGACGCCAGGUUCGACAGGGGCGGCAGCCAUUGGAACAGCGCCGGCGCCAGCACAAGCGCCUCCGCGCACCACCUGCUGCAGCGGGACGCUAGGAGCAGCCGCCAGCGCGACGACGACCGGCACGACGAGCUGAUGGUGAGAGCCCAGUUGCGGCGUGACCGGCAGAGGCGGCUCUCCUCCUUCACGAGCUGGGUGCCCGACCUGCGCCGCGUCUGGGCGCUCAAGCACCCGGGGAAGGAGCCGUCCGUGCCGUUGCCGCGCUCCAGGUCGUCGUCGUCGUCCAAGCGGCGGAAGCGGCGGCGGGCGGCCUGCACCGACGUGGUGUUCGAGACGCCGAUGACCGCCGCCAAGAGGCAGGGGAGCGGGUCGGAGUCGCCGCCCGAGUCAGACGGCGGGGAGGGGACGACGAGGGCCGCCGCGCUCGGGACGGUGUCCAAGGCCUUGUUUGACGAGGAGGAGAUCGAGACCGACGUGAGCUCGAGCAGCAUGUAACUGAACUUGUAAGCAUUGCAGUUAUAAAACUGAAAUGAAACCACCAUGAGCACUCUCUGUUUGGGCAAACCGAGGCUUUUGUCUUAUCGGCUCAUCCUUGCAGCACAUCUUGACUAAUAAGAAAUGCCUUUUGUCGUUUUGUGGCCA